This is a messenger RNA of Phodopus roborovskii (desert hamster), 5640 nucleotides long. RefSeq names its product zinc finger CCHC-type containing 2 (gene Zcchc2). The record is from RefSeq and is a predicted model, not a curated record. Gene Ontology annotation, molecular function: zinc ion binding; phosphatidylinositol binding; nucleic acid binding. The transcript has 14 exons. Bases 170 to 3697 code for a protein of 1175 amino acids. NCBI's taxonomy places the organism in Eukaryota, Metazoa, Chordata, Mammalia, Rodentia, Cricetidae.
GCCGGCCACCGCCCCCUCGCCGGCGAGACCCGCCCCCGGCCCGCCCCGCCCCGGCGGCAUGGAGGGGCAGCGUUCCUGACGGCCGCGCCGCCGCCCGGGCUCUCGGCUCCUCCCGCCGCCCCCGCUCGCUCGCUCGCUCGCUCGCAUGUCCGCGCCGCCUUAGCCGAGGAUGCUGAGGAUGAAGCUGCCGCCGAAACCGACGCACCCCAGCGAGCCGCCGCCCGACGCGGAGGAGCCCGAGGCGGACGCGCGGCCCGGAGCAAAGGCGCCUCCGCGCCGCCGCCGCGACUGCCGCCCGCCGCCGCCGCCGCCCACGGGCCUGUCGCGGGGCCCCCCUCCGCCGCCGUCACCGCCGCCGCCGCCGCCGCCGCCCCGGGGGCUCGAGCCGCCUGUUGCUGACGGGCCGACGGCGGGCGCGGGCAUGCCGGGCGGCGGCGGGCACGCGGCGGCGCUGCGCGAGCAGGAACGGGUGUACGAGUGGUUCGGGCUGGUGCUGGGCUCCGCGCAGCGCCUGGAGUUCAUGUGCGGGCUGCUGGACCUGUGCAACCCGCUGGAGCUGCGCUUUCUCGGCUCGUGCCUGGAGGACUUGGCGCGCAAGGACUACCACUACCUGCGCGACUCCGAGGCCAAGGCCAACGGCCUCUCGGACCCAGGGUCGCUGGCCGACUUCCGAGAGCCCGCCGUGCGUUCGCGCCUCAUCGUCUACCUGGCGCUGCUGGGAUCGGAGAACCGCGAGGCCGCCGGCCGCCUGCACCGCCUCCUGCCCCAGGUGGACGCGGUGCUCAGGAGCCUGCGCGCACCUCGGGCCGAGGGCUCGCCGGGCAACGUGGAGGACGAGCCGGGUGGCGAUGGCGGGCAGGACGCGGAGAAGGACGGCCUCGGCCCGGAAGGCGGCGGCUGCGCCGAGCUCGGGACUGGAGGCGGGCUUGGCUUCAGGGCCCAGGAGGAACUGCUGCUGCUCUUCACCAUGGCUUCGCUGCACCCGGCGUUCUCCUUCCACCAGCGGGUCACCCUGAGGGAGCACCUGGAGAGGCUCCGCAGCGCGCUCCGCGUGGAGCCCGAGGACGCGGAGGUGGAGCCGUGCAACUUUCCGGGCUCCAGGGCCCAGAACGACUCUGCUUGUGGUGAUUAUAUACAGAGUAAUGAGACUGGCUUAGUAGAACAAGCCCAAAUACCUCAAGACGGACUCACUGUGGCCCCUCACAGAGCUCAGCGAGAAGCUGUACACAUUGAGAAGAUAAUGUUGAAAGGCGUGCAGAGAAAAAGGGCUGACAAAUAUUGGGAGUACACUUUCAAAGUAAAUUGGUCUGACCUUUCUGUCACAACAGUAACAAAAACCCACCAAGAACUACAGGAAUUCCUACUGAAGCUUCCUAAGGAAUUGUCUUCUGAGACCUUUGACAAGGCCAUCUUAAGAGCCCUGAAUCAGGGUUCUUUAAAAAAGGAAGAGCGGCGGCACCCUGACCUGGAGCCCAUCCUCAGGCAGCUAUUUUCAACUUCAUCCCAGGCUUUUCUUCAGAGUCAGAAAGUUCGCAGCUUCUUCCGGUCACUGUCCUCGGAGUCUCAGCACACUGUCAAUAACUUACAGUCCUCUCUGAAGACUUCUAAGAUAUUAGAACACUUAAAAGAAGACAGCUCAGAAGCUUCAAGUCAAGAAGAAGAUGUGUUACAGCACACCAUAAUCCACAAGAAACAUGCUGGGAAGAGUCCGGCUGUGAGCAGUAUUGGGACAAGCUGUUCUCCGUUGGAUGGGCUUACCGUGCAGUAUGCAGAACAGAAUGGAAUUGUGGAUUGGAGGAACCAAGGCUGUGCCACCAUCCAGCACCCAGAUCACUGUGUGACCUCUGUUGACCAACUCUCUGCUGAAAAACAGAGCUUGUCUUCAGUAAACAAGAAGAAAGGAAAGCCACAAAUAGAAAAGGAGAAAAUUAAGAAAACCGAGAACAGAUUGAACAGUAGAGUAAAUGGUAUUAGACUCUCUGCUCCUCAGCAUGCUCAUGGCAGUACUGUGAAAGAGUUGUUGUUUUUAGAUGUGAAUUUGGACAUUGGAUCUGGACAUGACACGUGUGGGGAAACGUCUUCAGAGAGUUACAGCUCUCCGUCUAGUCCACGACAUGAUGGAAGAGAAAGUUUUGAAAGUGAAGAAGAAAAGGACAGAGACACUGACAGCAAUUCUGAAGAUUCUGGGAACCCAUCAACAGCCAGGUUUACAGAUUAUGGCUCCAUCAACCAGACUGUCACUGUGAAGCCACCUGUUCAGAUUGUCUCACUGGGGAGUGAGAACGGGGGCCUUUUAGAAGCCCCAUUGACCUCACACAAGUACCCACACAUCCCCUUCAUGCCAACUCUACACUGUGUCAUGCACAAUGGUGCCCAGAAGCCAGAACUUGUCAUCCCUUCACCCAAGUCUACAGAUGGCAAAACAAUAGGGAUGCUUGUUCCUAAUCCGAUGGCUAUCUCUACAGUGAUGGAGUCUACGAAUUCAAGCCCUGUUGGAAUCGUCGGCCCAGCGGCUUCUGGAGAAUCCGAGAAACACCUGGAACUGUUGGCGUCCCCUUUACCUCUCCCGUCCUCCUUCCUCCCACACAAUAGUGCUCCUGCCUUGCAGCUAACAUUGCAGAGGCUGAAAUUGCCACCACCACAGGGAUCUUCUGAGAGCUGUACAGUUAAUAUUCCACAACAGCCAACUGGAAGUCUGAGCAUCGCAUCACCAAACACUGCCUUUAUUCCUGUCCAUAACCCAGGUAGUUUCCCGGGAUCUCCUGUGGCUACCACGGACCCCAUCACAAAGCCUGCAUCCCAAGUGGUAGGACUAAAUCAAAUGGUGCCUCCGAUUGAGGGAAACACAGGAACAGUCCCUCAGCCUACCAAUGUGAAGGUAGUUCUCCCAGCAGCUGGCCUCUCAGCUGCACAGCCACCAGCUUCCUACACCUUCCCAGGCCCACCCCUUGCUGCUAGUGUGCUCCCCACCCAGAAUUCCACUUCUGCCCAGCCAGCAAGUGCAGGCAUCAGUCAAGCCCAGUCUACAGUCCCUCCUGCUGUCCCUACCCACACCCCAGGCCCUGCCCCAAGCCCCAGCCCUUCCUUGACACACAGUACUGCUCAGAGUGAUAGCACAUCUUACAUCAAUGCUGUGGGGAACACGAACGCUAAUGGGACCAUAGUGCCACCACAGCAGAUGGCCUCAGGUCCUUGUGGUUCUUGUGGGCGAAGGUGCAGCUGUGGGACCAAUGGAAACCUUCAGCUAAAUAGUUACUAUUACCCCAACCCAAUGCCUGGACCAAUGUACCGAGUCCCAUCGUUCUUCACUCUGCCAUCCAUUUGCAAUGGCAGCUACCUCAACCAAGCACAUCAGAACAAUGGAGCCCAGCUUCCUUUUUUUCUGCCUCAGACACCAUAUGCAAAUGGACUGGUGCAUGACCCAGUCAUGGGGAGCCAAGCCAACUAUGGCAUGCAACAGAUGGCAGGAUUUGGGAGAUUGUAUCCCGUGUAUCCGGCACCUAAUGUAGUUGCCAGUGCCAGUGGCUCUGGGCCUAAGAAGAAUGGGAAUGUGUCAUGUUACAAUUGUGGUGUAAGCGGACACUAUGCACAGGAUUGUAAGCAGUCGUCCAUGGAGGCCAGUCAACAAGGCACUUACAGACUGAGAUACGCACCUCCCCUCCCCCCUUCUAAUGAUACGUUGGAUUCUGCAGACUGAACGAGCAAAGCUUGCCUACUUAAUGCACUCAAGUGCGGGGAGUCAUGGGGUGUGGAGGGGAGGAAAGGAAAGGUAUUUUGUUUCUUUGUCUGUACAUUCCCUACAUUUCUAUGCAGUUGGGAGUUUUCAUUCUCUGUAUCAGUGUCCAAAAUAAGACAGAAUGCGAUGCUCCUGAGCCUCGGGUCCUCUGGCUCAACAGCAGGCUUGUAUGAUAUAUGUAACUUAAAUUUCAGACAAACUCAUGAGAAUCGUUGACGUGUGCUUUUUUACACUGAAUACUUGCUGUGUGCCAUGUUUACUGAAUCUUUAAACUGUGUACUGACCUUACUUGUUUUCACAACACUGGGAACAGUCGUAUGGGUUGGGGAAAAGCUGUGCUGCUUGCGGGUUCCUCCCUUUGACCACCCUCUCCCUGGCCCGUGCGGGGGUGUCCUUGUCGCUCGCUCUUCUGUGACCUGCUCUGUGUGAACCAAGGGCAACAUGUCUCACCAUACAUCUUAGAAGUCAGCUUCCCAAGAAGCAUGUAUAUAUGUCAUAAACGACAUCACAUAAAUACAUAGAUGCGGCACUUGUCCAAAUAACAUGAAAACAAGUGGGAGAGAGGAAGUCAGACUGCCGGAGGGAUGCCGGAAAUUUGAAAUGGACAAACUGGCUUUUCUCGAGAGAAGACAGCUUUCCUUCCAUCCUACUUUGUAGCCUGUUGCCUCAUUCAGAGAGACACGAAGUGAACACUAGUGUGAAUGUCGUAUUCUGUGUGCUUGUGUGUGUGACAGGCAACAGCCAGUCCUCUGUCUACCACCGCGACCUGACCAGGCACUGCCUGAGUGAAGAUGUCGUCUUCCUUCCGCCGCACCAGCUGUCACAGUGUGUCAUGUGUUUCCGUGUGUGUGGUCUGUCACAUGUGAACAGAAGUCAGGCGUCGGCUCCCUUACCUGUGUCCCCUGAGCAAAGUCACUUUUCUAGCCGUUUACCACUAUGCUUGACUAUAAUGUGAAAGACUGAGCCCCGGGUGUGUUGAGAUGGUUUUAAUCAUGUCAGGGUCUUGUCACUAAGUUUAAUGCUGCUGGGUUGUUUUGAGUUUUUGUUUUGUUCUUUGUUUUUUAACUUUUUUUUUUUUUUUUGAAAAAGCCAAUCUGUGUACUAAAUUGCUUCCAGGUGAUUGUUUAAUUUCUUGAAGUGCACUGAGGUCAUCUGGGAGGUUGGAUAUGUCUUCGGUGACUGCCACACUCACAGCAGUGAACAAGCACCACCUCCACCCCGUAGUUGUAAGGCUGAGGGGUCAGAGGGUUCCCAUUCCUCAGUAAAGAGUAGAAACGAUUGGCUUGUGUUGUGGGGAAUACCGUUGGGGUGUGGCCGAGGCACUGAAAUGUUAGUCUGCAUUCGGAAGCCUGACAUUGUGGGACAAAGGAAAAAAAAAAAAAAAAAAAAAAAAACUUGAAGAAGAAAGCUAGUUCAACACUUCAAAAGUAGCGUUUAUAUUUCUAGCACCAAUCUACAUUCUGAGACUUCCAGGGGUGGGCACGAUGGGGACAGAAGGGGAAGUGUGACCGGGUAGACAAAGCUUUAAUUUAGAAAGAAAAAAAGUUCAAGUAAAGGAAAUUAUUUUGAUUAAAUAUAUUUUAUUUGAUCUGGGUAUUUUUGGACCACAUUAUUAAAUUGUUAAGCUGCGGUUGCGUUGUUGUUCAGGGGAGAGUAAGCCUUGCACAGGUGUGUUGUGACUCACCUGCCAGGUGUACGUUAUGGGGUUUAUUGUAUGAUUUCAAAUACUGUACUGUACAUAGGAGGUGUGUUACCUUCUCCUUAUCUGUAUGUUUACCAUAUACUUUGAUAUUUGAAAUGUUAUGUACUGGAAAGGCCACUUAUAUUUCUAGGACAGAUUGGAUUUUAUGCAACCUUUUUCCUUGAAUUAACAGCAAUAAAAAAAAAUGAAAACAGCUUAAGAA